Molecule: messenger RNA, 952 nt
Organism: Vidua macroura (Pin-tailed whydah)
Lineage: Eukaryota; Metazoa; Chordata; Aves; Passeriformes; Viduidae
Gene: VMA22
Product: coiled-coil domain containing 115
Biological process (GO): vacuolar proton-transporting V-type ATPase complex assembly
Cellular component (GO): extrinsic component of endoplasmic reticulum membrane
Source: RefSeq, a predicted model, not a curated record
AUGGCGGCCGGGUCGGCUUCACCCCGCUGCGCUGCCGGCCCUCAUGCAGGCCCCGCCCUCCUGGCUCUGCGCGCGCUGAUUGGUCGAGAGGUGCCGGGGCGGGCUGCGAUUGGACGAGGCGGGGCCGGGCCUGAGGCCGCGGUGAGGGCGGCAAUGGACGGGUCGCUGUCGCUGUCCCUGGACGCGGCCGCGCUGGAGGUGAUGGAGGCGCUGGAGCUGCUGCAGCAGCGGCGGGAGCAGCUGGAGCAGCACCUGCGGCAGGGGUGGCUGUCCCUGGCUCAGGCCCGUUACUCCCUGGGCUGUCACCGCGUCUCGUCCCUGCAGUACGGGGCCACCAUGGUGCCCCGAGUCCGUGUGUGCCACAGGCAGGACCCAGAGGGACGCCCCCACUUUGAGGAGGUGCCUGGAACAGGGGGGGACCCCGAGGACCCCGACCCCCAGCAGCAGGGGGGGGGUGACGGGCUGCGGCAGCGCCGGGGAGCCCCUGAAAAAGGGGGGACCCCCAGCCGGCCCCCCCCAGACCCCCUGGGCUGGUUUGGGGUCCUGGUGCCCCCCAGUCUGCGGCAGGCCCAGGGCAGCUUCCAGAGGGGGGUGACGCUGGCUGUGGAGGUGGCCGAGCUCCAGGCCACCGUGGAAGCUGCGGCCGCCCGGUACCGGCAACUCCUGCGGCAGAAACGUCACCUGGCCGGGGACAGCGGGGACAGCGGGGACAGCCAGAGCCCCACGGGAACCCCUGGGGACAGCAAGGACACCGAGGGUGACACAGUGACCUCGGUGACUGCGUGAAUGGACACCGAGAACGACGAGGACGCGUCUGCAGGUGACACAGCUGCCACCAGCGACACGGAGGACAUUGCAGGUGACACUGAGCCCUUCAUGUGACUAAGAGGGGUCCCUCCGUGUCCCCACCUCCAAUAAAGCCACCCUGGUGCCACCACAGGGUCAUUUGUCA